CGGCAUCGGAAUUCGGAUAUCCGAUAUUUGCCGAGCCAAAGCCGAACGAAGGUCACGCCUCCUGCGUUCACUUCACUUCACUUCGCUCCGCUCCCCACUACCGUUCACUCUAACAAUUUUGUAUACCGAAUCAGGUGGACACAUCACAUACUGAAAGCCUGUUGCCAGGCAUGUGAAUGCACGCAUACACAUCCUAGCUACUACUGAUGGCGUUGGCAGGCCAUGAUGGAGUUCUUACCAAGACGUUCGGUAGCAAGGCUGUUCCGGUGGACCAUUGCAGCGGCUACAAUAAUGCUAUUCUGGCAGUCUUCUCACCUACCGCGAAAAAUCACUCGUAAUGCAAUGCGCAGUGUCUCCAUUCUCCUAAUCCAGAAGGCGCCCGCCGUAGAGCUUUCUGGCCUUCAUACCCGCCUUCCGGGCUACAGAUCUUCCGGUGACUUGCCAUUCCAUUCUCCAACGGCCCAGAGCUCGCGCGUACUAGGCUCUUCCGGCUCUUUGUUCACGUGUCGUAGAGCGAUAGGGCAUGAUCAAGAUGAAGUUUGGUUUCCCUCUCAUGUCUCAGACCGUUCUCACUUUCACUCAGCCACAUGCUAACCUACGCUCAUCGCUCCUUCUUUCCUUGCUCUCACCGGUGGCGGCACGUCCCGGUUUCGUGUAACUCGG
Molecule: messenger RNA, 663 nt
Organism: Baudoinia panamericana UAMH 10762
Lineage: Eukaryota; Fungi; Ascomycota; Dothideomycetes; Mycosphaerellales; Teratosphaeriaceae
Exons: 1
Coding region: 223-594 (123 amino acids)
Source: RefSeq, a predicted model, not a curated record